AAUUUUAAAAAUUUUACAAAGAAAAUGAGUGAAUAUCCACAUGCAAAGAAAUUGGAUGUUACCAAAGAUGUUGAAAAAUUUAAAGAAAUUAAGGAUAGCAUGGCUAUGCAGUAUCCUUUUGAACUUGACCCUUUUCAACAACACGCCGUUUGUAAAAUGGAAGAAGGCGAAUCUGUUUUUGUUGCCGCACAUACAAGUGCUGGAAAAACAGUUGUUGCAGAAUAUGCUGUUGCUCUAUGUAAAAAGAAUAGAACAAGGGUUAUUUACACGUCCCCAAUCAAAGCGCUGUCAAACCAAAAAUUUCGAGAUUUUAAAUUGACUUUUGACGAUGUUGGUUUAAUUACUGGAGGUAUUAAUUUUGAACUUUAA
Molecule: messenger RNA, 369 nt
Organism: Meloidogyne enterolobii
Lineage: Eukaryota; Metazoa; Nematoda; Chromadorea; Rhabditida; Meloidogynidae
Source: the annotation of a GenBank genome assembly